AUGUCUCUGAGCAGCGCCUUCAGGGCUGUGGGCAACGAGCCUGGGAUCAUCACCUGGAGAAUAGAGAAACUGGAGCUGGCGCUAGUACCCCUGAGUGCCCACGGCAACUUCUAUGAGGGGGACUGCUACGUCAUCCUAUCGACACGGAGGGUGGGCAGCCUCCUGUCCCAGGACAUCCACUUCUGGAUCGGGAAGGACUCCUCCCAGGACGAGCAGGCCUGCGCAGCCAUCUACACCACGCAGCUGGAUGACUACCUGGGAGGCAGCCCCGUGCAGCACCGAGAGGUCCAGGACCAUGAGUCUGACACCUUCCAUGGCUACUUCAAGCAGGGCAUCAUCUACAAGAAGGGGGGUGUGUCCUCCGGGAUGAAGCAUGUGGAGACUAACACCUAUGAUGUGAAGCGGCUCUUACAUGUGAAGGGGAAAAGAAACAUCAGAGCCACAGAGGUGGAAAUGAGCUGGGACAGUUUUAACCAAGGCGAUGUCUUCUUGCUGGACCUUGGAAAGGUCAUCAUCCAGUGGAAUGGCCCAGAGAGCAACAGUGGAGAGCGACUCAAGGCUAUGCUUCUGGCAAAGGAUAUCCGGGACAGGGAACGAGGGGGCCGUGCUGAGAUAGGUGUGAUCGAGGGAGACAAGGAGGCAGCCAGUCCGGAGCUGAUGAAGGUCCUUCAGGACACCCUCGGCCGGCGCUCUGUUAUCAAGCCUGCCGUGCCUGAUGAGAUCAUAGAUCAGCAGCAGAAAUCAAACAUCAUGUUGUAUCAUGUCUCGGACUCCACUGGGCAGCUGGCGGUCACAGAGGUAGCGACAAGGCCACUGGUCCAGGACUUACUGAACCAUGACGACUGCUACAUCUUAGACCAAAGUGGAACCAAGAUCUAUGUGUGGAAGGGAAGAAGAGCCACGAAGACCGAGAAACAGACAGCCAUGUCUAAAGCCCUGCACUUCAUCCAGAUGAAGGGCUACCCUGGCAGCACCAACGUGGAGACCAUCAACGACGGUGCUGAGUCGGCCAUGUUCAAGCAGCUGUUCCAGAAGUGGUCAGGGAAGGACCAGACCGUGGGCCUGGGGAAAACUUUUGGUGUCGGUAAAAUUGCGAAAGUUUUCCAGGAUAAAUUUGAUGUGACUUUGCUGCACAGCAAGCCCAAGAUCGCAGCCCAGGAAAGAAUGGUGGACGACGGCAAUGGGAAAGUUGAGGUCUGGAGGAUUGAAAACCUGGAGCUGGUCCCCGUGGAGCAUCAGUGGUACGGCUUUUUUUAUGGGGGAGACUGCUAUCUGGUUCUCUACACGUACGAGGUUCAAGGGAAGCCACACUACAUCCUGUAUAUCUGGCAGGGCCGCCACGCCUCAAAGGACGAGCUGACAGCCUCGGCAUACCAGGCAGUGGAAGUGGAUCAGCAGUUCGACGGGGCACCUGUGCAGGUCCGAGUUGCCAUGGGGAAGGAGCCCCGCCACUUCAUGGCCAUCUUCAAAGGGAAGCUGGUUAUCUUUGAGGGUGGGACUUCCAGAAAAGGAAAUGCUGAGCCUGAUCCACCAGUAAGGCUCUUCCAGAUUCAAGGAAAUGACAAAUCUAACACCAAAGCGGUAGAGGUUCCAGCCUUUACCUCCUCCCUAAACUCCAAUGAUGUCUUUCUGCUGCGGACCCAGGCAGAGCACUACCUGUGGUAUGGCAAGGGGUCUAGUGGAGAUGAGCGGGCGAUGGCCAAGGAGCUGGCCAGCCUUCUCUGCGAGGGCACCGAAGACACUGUGGCCGAGGGCCAGGAGCCGCCUGAGUUCUGGGACCUGCUGGGAGGGAAAACUGCCUAUGCUAACGACAAAAGACUACAACAGGAAAUACUGGACGUGCAGCCUCGUCUCUUUGAAUGUUCCAAUAAGACUGGGCGGUUCGUUGUCACGGAGAUCACAGACUUCACCCAGGAUGACCUGAACCCAGGUGAUGUGAUGCUCCUGGAUACCUGGGACCAGGUGUUCCUGUGGAUUGGGGCUGAGGCCAAUGCCGCAGAGAAGGAGAAAGCCCUUGCCACGGCCCAGGAAUACCUGCGUACUCACCCCAGCGGCCGGGACGCCGACACACCGAUCCUGAUCAUCAAACAGGGUUUUGAGCCUCCCAUCUUCACAGGCUGGUUCUUGGCCUGGGACCCUAAUAUUUGGAGCGCAGGAAAAUCCUAUGAACAGUUAAAAGAAGAGCUGGGAGAUGCCGCUGCUAUCACGAGAAUCACUGCUGACAUGAGGAAUGCAACCCUCUCCCUGAAUUCUGAGCUAAAAUAUUACCCUCUAGAAGUCCUGUUGAAAAAUCAAAAUCAGGAGCUGCCUGAGGAUGUGAACCCGGCCAAAAAGGAGAAUUACCUCUCUGAACAGGAUUUUAUUUCUGUGUUUGGCAUCACAAGAGGGCAAUUUGCUGCUCUGCCUGGCUGGAAGCAACUCCAAAUGAAGAAAGAAAAGGGGCUUUUCUAAGGCAAGAAGCUCUAUGCCUAUUGUAAGACCACAGAAGAGAGCAGAAAGAGCCAGUAACAGGAAAGAACUCAUCUACCAAUUUCUGCCUAAUAGCCAACUACUUAAUUUAGAUCCAGUAAGGUCUGCACAUCGCAGCAUGUUCUCCAUCUUUCUCACCCCUGCUUCCGUAGUUGUUAUAGACCUAAAAUGUUAACUACCCACUUUUUGAUUUUUGUGGCCUUCCAGCUAAAGUCUCAGCAGAAAGUACCACAACUGCAAGAAUCCAGAGAAGUCAGAAAAG
This is a messenger RNA of Enhydra lutris kenyoni (northern sea otter), 2731 nucleotides long. Its product is annotated as advillin. The record is from RefSeq and is a predicted model, not a curated record. Gene Ontology annotation, biological process: barbed-end actin filament capping; cytoskeleton organization; actin polymerization or depolymerization. The transcript has 19 exons. Gene Ontology annotation, cellular component: actin cytoskeleton; cytoplasm. Bases 1 to 2451 code for a protein of 816 amino acids. NCBI's taxonomy places the organism in Eukaryota, Metazoa, Chordata, Mammalia, Carnivora, Mustelidae. Gene Ontology annotation, molecular function: phosphatidylinositol-4,5-bisphosphate binding; actin filament binding.